This is a messenger RNA of Anopheles nili, 756 nucleotides long. RefSeq names its product trypsin-like. The record is from RefSeq and is a predicted model, not a curated record. Gene Ontology annotation, biological process: proteolysis. Bases 1 to 756 code for a protein of 251 amino acids. The transcript has a single exon. Gene Ontology annotation, molecular function: serine-type endopeptidase activity. Lineage: Eukaryota; Metazoa; Arthropoda; Insecta; Diptera; Culicidae.
AUGAACGCGAAAGUAGCACUUCUGGUGACGAUUUGUGGACUCUUGGCGAGACUAACGUGCGCCCAGCAUCGUCAGAUCGGCGGAAAGGAUGUAACCGUUCAAGAAUUCCCAUUCGUCGUAGCCAUCACGUACGAGCGCGAGCUGUGUGGUCACGGAGCAAUCCUCGACAGGCGCUGGAUUCUGUCGUCGGCCAGCAGUUUUUAUAAUCAACCGUACUCGGAAUACAAUGUGGCGGUGGCCACGGAUGAUAUCGAAGGAGAUGCCAGUUGGCACGAGGUGGAUAACGUUUUCCUUCACCCGGAGUGGGUCGGCUGGGACUACAACAUCGCACUAGUGAAGCUGAAGGACGAAGUAACGUAUUCGGGCACUGUCCAGCCGAUCAACAUACCCAACGAUGACUCAAACAUCCCACUUGACGUUACAAUGCUGUCGUACGGUAAAAAUGAGGAUGGUACAUCGCAUCUCCGUGGAGCAACAUACACUCUCAAGACGGACGAGAGCUGUCUCAGUUUGUUGAGUAAUUCUGCUUCCAAAGAUGUCAUCACGGAGGGGCACGGUUUCUGUUUGAUUCCACCAGAAGGAUCUGAGCAAGGACAAUACUUUAGCGACGCUGGUGCCCCGGUCGUCAAAGGUGACGAGUUGUACGGUGUGUUUGCGUUCUCCGAGGACAAAGGUGGCGUCAACAAGGCGUCCGUUGCCACACGGGUUAGGUUCUUUGCGGAUUGGAUUCAAUCCAGCAUCGCUAAUAACAGCUAA